Molecule: messenger RNA, 686 nt
Organism: Pyrus x bretschneideri (Chinese white pear)
Lineage: Eukaryota; Viridiplantae; Streptophyta; Magnoliopsida; Rosales; Rosaceae
Product: 18.2 kDa class I heat shock protein
Exons: 1
Coding region: 46-507 (153 amino acids)
Biological process (GO): protein folding; response to heat; response to salt stress
Source: RefSeq, a predicted model, not a curated record
UUCGAAUUCACAACCAGCAAAAACCCAACUCUAAUCCAGCAUCUAAUGGCUCUAAGUCUCUUUGGCGGACGUCGAAGCAACGUCUUCGACCCCUUCUCUAUGGACAUCUGGGACCCAUUCGAGGGCUUUGGCGCUCUGGCCAACGUCCCCUCCUCCGCCCGUGAAACCACCGCCAUCGCCAACACCCGCAUCGACUGGAAGGAGACCCCGGAGGCUCACAUCUUCAAGGCGGACCUGCCGGGGAUCAAAAAGGAAGAGGCGAAAGUGGAGGUGGAGGACGGGAGGGUCCUGCAGAUCAGCGGGGAGAGGAGCCGGGAGCAGGAGGAGAAGAACGACACGUGGCACAGGGUGGAGAGGAGCAGCGGCAAAUUUAUGAGGAGGUUCAGGCUGCCGGAGAACGCGAAGGUUGAUCAGGUGAAGGCGGCGAUGGAGAACGGGGUGCUGACUGUAACUGUGCCGAAAGAGGUGAAGAGGCCUGAUGUCAAGACCAUUGACAUCUCCGGCUAAACUAAAUUCGUAUAACCUCGGCUACUUUUAGGGUUAAUGUCGUACGUAUGUUAAAUAAUCAUGGUUUGUUGUGCUGUUCGCUCCUGCUUUUUGUUCUUGUACCUCAGUGUCUCUGUCUCAAUUUUCAUGUAUGGUUUCUGCUUGUGAAAUAUUAUAAACCUUAAUAAAGGUUUUGAGUA